This is a messenger RNA of Fusarium graminearum PH-1, 729 nucleotides long. RefSeq lists its product as uncharacterized. Bases 1 to 729 code for a protein of 242 amino acids. The record is from RefSeq and is a predicted model, not a curated record. Lineage: Eukaryota; Fungi; Ascomycota; Sordariomycetes; Hypocreales; Nectriaceae. The transcript is spliced from 6 exons.
AUGGACGCCCUCCUGGUCCCCCUUCCAGCGCCUUGCAGAAGGUCUGCAGUGGUGGUGCUGGGCUACUGGGUCAGGGCAGGGCAGGUGGGGAGUGGAGGUUCUUUCCACUUUAAAGUGCUGUUGAGUGGGGCGGUCGCAGCCGGCUCUUCACUAUGUGAGGGCCGCGACCUUGUCCAGGGUCGGGAUCGCCUCCACAGCCGGGCCCACCCUACCUUGUUCAUGAAAUGCCGAUCUCAAGCACGAUACGGCAAGUACGAUACAGUAUUCCCUACAGUAGGGAGGAACGACAUGGCUCCAGUUGUAUCUACUACCUGGCUACUUAGAGACCACAUCUAUGAGAGCCCAGAAUCGCACGCUAAGUUAGCUCUGGCGCCCCAAAGCUCAUCAGCAUCAGCAUGGGAGGCGGCCCCAUUCUUACUCACCAAGUCUGUCGCCAACCUGCUCUUGGGCUAUCUAUUUCCUGUGCCCCGAGCUUAUCACGGGACAACACCAGCCUUAAGUGAAAAUGAGCACAAGCCAAGGCCGGACAGAACACUUGCAUGCUCAAAGCCGAAGGCACCGUGGAGACAGGGCCAUCCCAUGGGAAUGGAUAUUAUCGAUCCCCGCAACCAGGGCAUAUCAGUAAACGAAGGAAUCCUGCACUUAUCGGAUUCUAUUUACCCGUCUCAUCCGUUCGACGACGUUGGAAUCGUGAGAGUCGCCCAAUUGCAUGCGGCGCUCUCCUCAUAG